Molecule: messenger RNA, 1032 nt
Organism: Eurytemora carolleeae
Lineage: Eukaryota; Metazoa; Arthropoda; Copepoda; Calanoida; Temoridae
Product: peptide methionine sulfoxide reductase MsrB
Exons: 10
Coding region: 79-705 (208 amino acids)
Biological process (GO): protein repair; response to oxidative stress
Cellular component (GO): cytoplasm
Molecular function (GO): peptide-methionine (R)-S-oxide reductase activity
Source: RefSeq, a predicted model, not a curated record
GUUCACAUCUACAAGAGACUAAAAUGUCACGAUUUCGAUCUGCUUUAGGUAAACAUCUAAACUAAUCAGAACGGCUGAAUGUACUUACUGUUCACAUCGCUAGUGUUGUUCAAUUGUGUUCGAAGAAACGGAGUCUGGUCAGAACAGCUGAAAAAAGGAGUUCAGAUUGGAGGAUUUAGUUCUGCUGGUGCAAUAGUCUCCAGAAUGGCGAGUACAUGGAAGGAGAAAGAUCCUGCUGAGAAUGCUGAUCCCGAGCUUCUAAACAAAGCAAGAGAAAAUCCCAAAGAUAUGAAAGAAGAUGAUUGGGCUCAACUUCUUACCAGCAUGCAGUAUCAGGUAGCUCGAGGACAUGGAACAGAAAGAGCAUGGACAGGACUUUACAACGAUAACAAAGAAAAAGGAAUGUAUAAAUGUGUUUGCUGCAACGCUGACCUUUUUCCAUCAAAUUACAAAUUUGAUUCGGGCUCCGGUUGGCCUUCUUUUUAUGAUACCUUAAAAAUUGAUAAGAGUGAUAAUAUUGAGCGCAUUACGGACAACAGUCACGGUAUGUCGCGCACUGAAGUUAGAUGUAAGCGCUGUGACGCACAUCUGGGUCAUGUGUUCAAUGAUGGUCCUGGACCCACUGGUCUGCGCUACUGUAUCAACAGCGCCUCCUUGAACUUCGAGGGAGAGAACAAGGAGAAGAAGGAGAAAGAGGAAUUAUAAUGGAAAGGAUGAUAAGGGGAACCAUAAAGAAGUCAAGCGGGCAGCUGUUAAAUCGACGCAUCACACUUUUAAUUUGAUUUUAGUCCAUUUGUUAUUUUGUUUAAUUAAUUAUUAUUUCCGAGAUCAUGAAUUUUUCUUUAAUAUCUACUCUCAUACCCUCCUCCCUUUAUCUCGAGUUCCUUAAUAACUUAAUUGUUUUUCAUUGAGACUCUUUCCAACUAAUUGUACAAUUACACUUAUCCAAAAUUUCCGUACUGCAAGUAAUUAUGUGAAUUAGUAAGAAGAAUUAAAAUUCUAUUAAUAUUUAACCUUGAAAACGAAUCAGAA